UCUGUGUUUUGAUUUAUUGGCAACAACUUGAGAGAAAGUUGUGCCUGAAAGACUAAACUCAGGGCUAUAGUCCAGAUAGCCUACAGUCAGGAAGUGCUGUUGAGAGUCACGCAGUGGAAAGAUUGUUGCACAAUUUCAUUUGCUCCCAGCAUUUAUUCCCUUUUUGGGCGUCAAGAAACUUCCAGCGCCAUUAAACCUGGCAGCAGCAAAGAGACGCCACCCCAUCACACUGAUCCAGCACCCACUUCAGCACUGAAACCAGCCGUUGCUGUCCAGUGAUGCCCUUGUUUCGGGCCUCGGGUGAGCGUGGGGUAAAGGCUCGGCCCAGACGAAGGAGGACGAGGAAGACGGAGUGGGCGGGGAGUUACGGGAAGACAGAUGAAGAUGGCUCUGUCCCCUCAUUGACAAGGCUGUGUCUGCUGAGCCUCGCAGACAACAUGAAGGAAGUGUGGGUGAAAGAUUAUGCUGACAAAUACUUGGAUCAUUACUCAUUCAGGCACAUCAUGGGGCCUUUCAACUUACUGCCGGGUGAGCUGGUCGAAGAGCUGACGUGGUUGCUGUGUACCAGGAAGCAGUUGUCCAGAGCAGCCCUCCAUCUCCUGCUGGUCCCCCAGCUACGAGGUCUGUCUCUGGAAAGGUGUCCUGGUCUGGCCACCUCCGCUGUCUGUGGCUACAUUGCUGCGCGUUGCCAGGCUCUGCACAGUCUGGACCUAUCAGGAGCCCAGCAGCUGCCUUCAAAGAUCCUGUCUGAAACCCUCCGCCAUCUACCUGCCCUGCGCUCACUUUCCCUGGCUGGUACGUCCUGUGACAGAUGUGUCAUCAGGACCGUCACCCUCCACUGCCCUUUGCUGCGCCAUCUAGAUGUUUCCCGCUGUAAUUUCCUUUCCCCUGCUGCACUGCUUCCUCUUGGAGGUGGGCCCUUCUGUUCCUUCUCUAGCAGUCCUUCAUCUUUUCGCUUCACCUCUACAUCUAAAUCCUCUAAUUCCCCUUCCUGCUCUGACCCCUCUUCCUCCGUUUCCACACCUCUGUCUCCUCUCCCCCUCGGUAGUCUACUGGCUCUUCAUAUUGGGUUUGGGGAACAGGAGGGAGAUGCGGUGGCGGCUGCAGCCUACCUGCUCCUCUCCCUGCCCUGCCUGGAGAGAGUGGCCAUGGACGGCCUUUCUGGGGCAUGCUGUCUCAUCCAGCACGGAGAGUUUGGACAGACAGAUGAGUUCACCGAUAGAGAAGGAGUUCCCAGGCUGGACGAGGUGUGGAGGGAGAGGAGGCACAGGCAGGGCAUGGAUAGUUGGAGGAACAAGAGGGAAGGAGCAGCAGAUGAUGAGGAUGAAGACGAGGGGGAGAGCAUAUUGUGGGAGGGGUGUAGUAGUGAGAGCGAGGAGGAUGCAAGUAGAGACAAAAGGCCAAGCUGCUGUCAGAACCAAGCAGAGGGAAAAAGGAGAAGAAGAGUUUUGUCACAGUCAGGUGACGAACGUCUGACCCUGCGCCUGAGGGAAGUCAAGGGCUUAACUUUUGACUCUCUGGACAGUUUAGGCCAUUUAUGUCCAGACAUCUAUUCCUUAUCUGUCAACUGUGAUGAUAAUGAGGACACUAGAGGAAGAAGCCAGGGGUCUCUGUUAGCCACAGGCCUCUACACCUGGUCAGGCCAGCUGCGGAGCCUCUCAGUACACUACCCAGGCCCUCUGGUGGAUCUCCUUCCUGCCUUGCAAGUUGCAGGCUCCUCCCUGGUCUUUCUCACCCUGGAGGGGGUGAAAACCAGCCCUCACACCCCUCUACUGGAGGUCGUCCAGGCCUGUCCCAAACUCAGAGACCUGCUCAUCUCCACUGAGCCUCCCACCACACCACAGGAAGAAGAGGAAGAGGAAAAUGAGCGGGAUGAUCAGGAUCUUCCACGCCUGCCUAACCUCUGCUCUUUUACACUCAAUUUCUCUUAUGAGCACAGCCAAAUGAAGCCCGUCAUGUCCUGGAUGUCCCUGAGGAGAACGCUCAGGUGUCUCCUGACUGGUUCUCCUUUACUGGAGAAGCUCUCACUGGUGUCCUUGCCAUGCCCUCUGAACUGCGUUUUACAGGAUGUACUGCGCGUAGUCGACUUGGACCUGAAUCACUGUCUUCCCAUGCCGCUUGGACGGGUACAACAUCUUAACCUGCCACGGACAGAUGUGAAGAUGAUAACUGUGAAAAGCAUAAUGCAACGUAGCAAGAGACUUAAGUAUGUAGAUGUGAGUUACUGCUGGCAAAUCAGUCAGCUUGAGUGGAUUGACAGCAAGAAGUUCAGUAAAGUCCAAGUUGUCUGGGUGUAGUGAAGAGACUGGCAGGCUCUGAUACAGGAGCAACACUGCUGAAGGUGGAUAAAGUAUUCAAAUAAAAAUACAGUGCAUGUUGUUUACAGAGUCAAUUGUUUUAGUGUCUACGAGUUUAUGACUACAACACUAUAAAUUUGGUUAUUUUUGUAACUAAACUCCCAGACAGAUCGAUCUUUCUGCCUGGUAUUGCGAUGACAGUUUGUCCCAUGUGGGACUUAUUCCUACAGUGCCUUGAAUGAAUGGUAUUGUGUUUUAAAAAACAUCUUUUGACGAUCAGGUUGUUCUGAGGUUAUGGUGCGGUGUAUAAACAGACAAUAUGUAAUUUGUGAGCGAGUACACCAUUUCUAAUGUAGAAAGCUGUUUGUAUAUUGGUUACAUUUACUCUAUAUAACAGUUCAACUAAUGAAGUACACUAUUAGUAUUACAAGAAAUGAUAAGAAAUAAGUCUAUAUAUUUAUUUUGUUUUGUUAUCAAAGUUUGUAUUUCAGAACUGAUAUGCACUGAACAGAAGAUACAUUGAUUAUUUCCCCUUUUUCUUGUACUUUUGUAAUUUGCAAUAAAGGAGGGGAAAACGUUUUUCCUUGACUGUUAACA
Molecule: messenger RNA, 2894 nt
Organism: Thunnus maccoyii (southern bluefin tuna)
Lineage: Eukaryota; Metazoa; Chordata; Actinopteri; Scombriformes; Scombridae
Exons: 5
Coding region: 279-2297 (672 amino acids)
Source: RefSeq, a predicted model, not a curated record